CCUGCCUCCGCUUAGGGGAUCAACCUUGUGCUUGCCGCGGCGCUUGCACGACAAGCGUUGGUGUUUUGUCCCGUGUGGGAAUGUUUGUGAACUUUAGCAGGGAUGCGUGGUUCUGUACCAAACGAUGCUAGCUAGGUUCUGCCUAAGUGCCUGCUAUACAUGUUCAAUGUCAGGAGCGUGUAUUGCGGCAUAUGAAGGAGAUGAUGAUUAGUCGCACGGAGCAAAAUAGGCCAUUGAAUUCUCAGAAUGUGGCUGAUGCACUACAGAAGUUUAGUCUUAAGAAGACUGCAGUGCAAAAAGGACUGGAUGCAUUGGCUGACAGCGGUCAAAUAUCCUUCAAGGAGUAUGGCAAGCAGAAAAUCUACCUUGCUCGGCAAGACCAGUUUGACAUUCCAAAUGGGGAGGAACUUGAGGAGAUGAAGAAAGCAAAUAGCAAACUACAGGAAGAACUCGCAGAGCAAAAGAAAAUUACUAGUGAGGUCGAAUCUGAGAUAAAAGGUCUACAGUCAAACUUGACACUGGAUGAGAUUAGGUCAAAGGAGGCCAGAUUACAAAGUGAGGUCCAGGAAAUGGAAGAAAAAUUAAAGAAAUUGCAGAGUGGUGUGAUCUUGGUGAAACCUGAAGACAAGAAGAUAAUUGAAGAGACCUUCUCUGAGAAAACUAACCAGUGGAGAAAGCGAAAGAGGAUGUUCAAGGAGCUAUGGGAUAAUAUCACCGAGAAUAGCCCCAAAGACCAGAAGGAAUUUAAGGAAGAACUUGGUCUUGAGUAUGAUGAAGAUGUGGAUGUGAACUUCCAACCAUACAGUGAAAUGCUGGCGAGUCUCAACAAAAGGAGAAAAGUUUCUCGCUGAGGAUGUAGGGGCAUGGGAGUAUCUCAGAUCAGAUGUAGUAUAUUACAUCAGUUUUAUCAGCCAAACAGCUCUAUGGUUUUACUAGUUUCUUAGGCAGGCCGUGUGUUGUAGUUUGUCCAGACAGAUGAUGUUCGUCCGCUGAUGAUAAUAUAUCUGCUCCGAGGACUCUAGCUGGUAGGUUCAGUAGUAGUUUAUCUGAGGUUUGCAGCAUGUUUUGAACCAGUCAUGUAAUAUAACUUUAUCACCAUCUUAAAUUAUAUCGAGGCGUCUUAUCACUGA
Messenger RNA from Triticum aestivum (bread wheat), 1130 nucleotides. Its product is annotated as homologous-pairing protein 2 homolog. Gene Ontology annotation, biological process: homologous chromosome pairing at meiosis; meiotic joint molecule formation; meiotic strand invasion involved in reciprocal meiotic recombination. Bases 192 to 851 code for a protein of 219 amino acids. Gene Ontology annotation, cellular component: condensed nuclear chromosome; DNA recombinase auxiliary factor complex. Lineage: Eukaryota; Viridiplantae; Streptophyta; Magnoliopsida; Poales; Poaceae. The record is from RefSeq and is a predicted model, not a curated record. The transcript has 5 exons. Gene Ontology annotation, molecular function: double-stranded DNA binding; recombinase activator activity.